Messenger RNA from Macrobrachium nipponense, 2384 nucleotides. RefSeq names its product sodium-independent sulfate anion transporter-like. Gene Ontology annotation, cellular component: plasma membrane. Bases 133 to 2085 code for a protein of 650 amino acids. The transcript has 12 exons. Gene Ontology annotation, molecular function: sulfate transmembrane transporter activity. NCBI's taxonomy places the organism in Eukaryota, Metazoa, Arthropoda, Malacostraca, Decapoda, Palaemonidae. The record is from RefSeq and is a predicted model, not a curated record. Gene Ontology annotation, biological process: transmembrane transport.
CUCAGAGUGAACGUGCCUCAGCAAAACAUAUUCAACCAUCACUAAGGCCACUCACAGUCAGAACUGUAACACUGUAAGCUAAUGUCAGUCGAGAGCUGGAGGGCGGAUGGAUAAAAAGUGUUACUUGUCGUCAUGGGCGCCAACAGAAAUCACGAAUAUGAAGCUGUGCCUUCCAAAGAAACAAAUGGAAUCCUUCCAGGGCCCCGAGGAAGGAUAGUUGCUGGGGUGAAGAAAAGAGCCAGAAGCUUCUUCACCUACAGGAAUGCCAAGCGACGUCUCCCCAUCCUGAACUGGAUCCGGGAAUAUUCCAUAGAGCACCUCAUCGGAGAUCUCAUCGCUGGCCUGACAGUAGGCCUAAUGAUUAUCCCACAGGCUCUGGCUUAUGCCGCUGUUGCAGGACUUCCGGCUAAUUACGGCCUCAACUCUGCCAUCUUCGGCUCCUUCUUCUAUGUCAUCUUCGGAUCCACGACGGAGCUGAACGUGGGUCCCACAGCUGUCAUGUCUCUCAUGACAUUCCAGUACAGCAGUCAUGGAGGGCCAGAUUACGCUGUCUUGCUCUGUUUCAUCACAGGAAUUAUAGAAAUUGUCGCUUCUAUCGUUAAUUUAGGAUUCCUGAUCAACUUCAUCUCCCAACCGGUGAUCAGCGGAUUUACUUCGGCGGCAGCUAUCACCAUCGGUUCCUCCCAGCUGAAGGCACUGUUCGGUCUGAAGCUGAAGACCAGAGGUCUCGUCGACACCUGGGUCAAGGUCAUCCAGAACCUGUCGAAAAUGAGGUGGCAGGAUUUGGUCCUGGGCAUCGUCAGUAUAGUGGUCCUUUCUCUCAUGAAGCCAUUAAGGACAAUGAAAUUUCGAUUCCUUGUUCCCGGGAGUAAGGCCCUUGGACAGCGUGUCCUGCGCCAGGUGUUGUUUUUCUUGUCAGUCGGGAGAAACGCCCUUGUCGUCAUAAUUGCUUCACUGGUUGCUUAUACGCUAGACGGCAAUGAACAACCAUUUACUCUGACAGGCUUCGUCCAGCCAGGAAUUCCUUCCCCGUCUCUUCCUCCCUUCACGACAACUAUUGACAACAAGACUCUGUCCUUCACCGAGAUGAUGAGCGACCUGGGUAUCGGCAUCGCCAUGUCGCCCUUCACUGCCAUCCUGGGCCUUGUGGCUGUCGGAGGAGCCUUCACCAAAGGAAAGAAGGCCCUCGAUGCCAAUCAGGAAAUCCUUUCUCUCGGCAUCAGUACAUUGGCUGGAUCCUUCUUUGGAUCAAUGCCAAUCACAGCCUGUAUGUCACGUUCUGCGGUGAACUCUACCAGUGGAGUUCGGACCCCUGCAGCAUGUUUCGUCGUUGGAGUCAUCGUGCUCUUGGCCCUAGGACUCUUAACGCCUGCCUUUUACUACAUCCCUCGUUCGGUCCUGGCUGCUGUGAUCAUUGGUGCAGUGCUGAACAUGGUAGAUUACGAAGUCCUGAAGCCUCUUUGGAGGAGCAACAAGGUCGACCUCAUUCCUCUAAUGGGUACUUUCAUCGCCUGCCUCGCAUGGGGGCUGGAGUGGGGGAUCCUGCUGGGCAUUGGGGUAGAUCUGGCAAUGCUGCUUUACUCAGUGGCGACACCAAAAGUGGUAGUUUCCUAUGGCUACACAAGUAGUCAGAAGGCUAAAUAUGUUCUGGUGACCCCCACCCGAGGUCUCAGCUAUCCGGGCAUCUCUCAUGUCCAGACAGCCAUCCGGAAGGCUGGUGUCAACCAAGCAUGGGGCACUCUGCCAGUUGUUGUGGACUGCACCUACAUGGAUGCUAUGGAUUAUAGCUCGGCAAAGGGCAUAAAAUCCGUGACAGACGACUUCAAAAGACAAGGUCAGACCAUAGCAUUCCUGCACAUGAAAUCGGGUCUGGUGACCACUGUGACUGCCCUCAACAAGGAAAUCCAUCUGUGUGACUGUCAGGAUUCCCUUGACGCAAUGAUCGAAGAAAUAGUGUCAAAUGGAGUAGAGGCAGGUCCUGUCAGCAUGGAUAAUGAGACCAAACUUACAACAGGAGAUGAAGAACUACCAAAGUUGGUCCCUAAAGCUGAGUUUGAUGAAGAGACAUUGUCAGCUUUUAAAUGAUCCUAAAAGUAAACGUGGGAUGAUUUGUAAAUAGAAAAAGGGGGAUAAAAAAAAGACAUAUUUAUAGUUUAUUCAGAAAUUGAACUGAUUCUAUAUCAAAAUAUAUACUUAUAUUCUUUUAUUGAUGUAAGGUGCAAUUGUGAUUCUGUGUUAUUUUUGUAACAUUUUAUCUCGAACACAUUUCGUAAUUGUCAUUUUUAUGCAGUAAGUGUUUAUUAAUUAUAAGAAAGUUCCUUUAUACAGUUAUUGUUUGUAUUUUGGUUAAAACCACUCUUGAAAAACAUUAAAUUGCAAAAUUC